Molecule: messenger RNA, 8915 nt
Organism: Notolabrus celidotus (New Zealand spotty)
Lineage: Eukaryota; Metazoa; Chordata; Actinopteri; Labriformes; Labridae
Gene: itsn1
Product: intersectin 1 (SH3 domain protein)
Biological process (GO): positive regulation of Rho protein signal transduction; intracellular signal transduction
Molecular function (GO): calcium ion binding; guanyl-nucleotide exchange factor activity; protein binding
Source: RefSeq, a predicted model, not a curated record
UUCCAGCUGUCCCUCAGUCGGUCGGGAUUUCAGAUCCACGGGAGAGUCGCCGGAAAGGGCUUUGGUGAUAAAACAGCACCGUUGGGGGAGAAUAUAUAACAUUUCAUGCUAAUAUAAGCACGUAACGAGCUUCUUUAUCCAGCAUUUCAGGAUGGAAACUGAACUAUGAGGUAUUGUGUAGUGCAGAAGACUGAGUGAACCAUGGCCCAGUUCCCCACCACAUUCACAGGUCCAGAUGUUUUUCUGAUCUCAGUGGAUGAGAGAGCCAAACAUGAUCAGCAGUUUCACAGUCUUUCUCCCACUGCCGGGGGUUACAUCACAGGCGACCAAGCCAGGAACUUCUUCCUUCAAUCAGGAUUGCCCCCUCCCAUCCUGGCCCAAAUCUGGGCCUUGGCUGAUAUGAACAGUGAUGGCCGUAUGGACAUCCACGAGUUCUCCAUCGCCAUGAAACUCAUAAAACUGAAACUCCAGGGUCACCCUCUGCCCCCCUCGCUUCCUCCCAGUAUGAAACAACCCCCACUGCCUUUACCCCCACCGACUGGCUUUGGCAUGCCCCCCAUGGCUUCCAUCACAGCUCCUCUUUCAGGCGUGCCUCCGCUCCCCCUCCCACCUCUCCCUGUAGGGGUGUCUCCCCCGCUGGUCUCAUCGGCCCCGCCUCCCCUCCCCCAGCCCAUCGCCAAUGGAGCUCCUCCCACAGGCAUCAUGCAGCCCAUCUCAGGCUUCUCCCACACAGCUCCCUCUGUCAACAAGUCAUCUUCAUUUAAUCGUUCCAGUAUCAAGCUGCAGAAGGGGUCUUCCUUUGAAGCUGCUAGUGCUCUGCCCCCCCCUGACUGGGCCGUUCCUCAGUCCUCCCGCCUGAAGUAUAGACAGCUUUUCAACUCUCAUGACAAAAUGAUGAGCGGACACCUCACAGGUCCUCAGGCUCGUACUAUUCUGAUGCAGUCCAGUCUUCCUCAGGGCCAGCUGGCCACGAUAUGGAGUCUAUCAGAUAUUGACCAGGAUGGAAAGCUGACCGCGGAGGAGUUCAUCUUAGCCAUGCACCUCAUAGAUAUGGCCAUGUCAGGGUUACCGUUACCACCUGUCUUACCCCCAGAUUACCUCCCACCCACCUUCAGGCGGGUACGAAGUGACAGUGUUCAGUCAGACCAGAAGAGCGUUCAAGAUGAGCUGGAGGAGGAGACAGAGUGCAGCCAGGACAAGAAACUACCAGUGACAUUUGAGGAUAAGAAAAGGGAGAACUUUGAACGAGGAAACCUGGAGUUGGAGAAGAGACGCCAGGCUCUGCAGGAGCAGCAGAGGAAAGAGCAGGAGAGGCUGGCUGCACUGGAGAGGGAGGAGCUGGAGAGAAAGGAGCGUGAGCGUAUGGAGCAGGAGAGGAAACGACAACAUGAAUUGGAAAAACAACUGGAGAAGCAGAGAGAGUUUGAGAGGAUGAAAGAAGAGGAGAGACGCAAGGAGAUAGAGAGGAGAGAGGCUGCCAAGCGUGAAUUGGAGCGUCAGCGUCAGCUCGAGUGGGAGCGUCAACGUCGCCAGGAGCUCCUGACUCAAAGAAACCGAGAGCAGGAGAGUAUAGUGCUGCUCAAAGCCAGGAAGAAGACCCUUGAGUUUGAACUCGAGGCUCUGAAUGAUAAGAAGUCUCAGUUAGAGGGCAAAUUGAAGGAUGUCCGGUUUCGUCUAUCGGCUCAGCGACGAGAGGUGGAGCAGACCAAUCAGACAAGAGAAACUCGAAUUGCAGAAAUCACCCUCCUGCAACAGCAGCUGCAGGACUCCCAGCAGUGGUUGGGGAGGCUGAUCCCUGAUAAACAGAGUCUCAACGAUCAGCUGAAACAGGUUCAACAGAACAGUCUGCAUCGUGAUAGCCUGUCAUCUCUGCAGAAGGCUGUGGAGCAGAAGGAGUCCAGCAGACAGCAGCUCAGAGAACAGUUAGAUGCUGUGGAGAGGGAAACAAGGGCAAAACUGCUGGAAAUAGACGCUUUCAAUACCCAGCUCAAGUCUCUGUGUGAGUUCUAUGCCAACCACUGUGCCAGGAUAGAAGCCCUUCGACGCCAGCUUCAGGAGGAACAGAGGGGGAGACAGGAGCUGAGAGAGAUCCACAGCCGGCAGCAGAGACAGAAGCAAAAGGACAUGGAAGGAGACACGCUCUCACUGACACACACACACUCUCACAUGCACACACCCAUCGAGAGAAAGUCUGCUGAACUGCAGGAGAGCAGGUUGUCAUCAGAUGAAGGUGUGGCCUGGAGGGACGAAACAGCAGGCUCUGCCCCCAGACUCCCUAGCCCUGCCUCCAUCUCUGCACCCCAUGCCUGGCUGAACCGAGUGACUCAGGAAGAGGAGGAGAGGAAGAGGAGAGGGCUGGAGGAGGAGGAAGAAGGACUGAAGGGAGCAGGAUCAUCAGAUGAGAAGGAGGAUGAGGGGAGAGGAAAGAAGGACAUGCAAGAGAAACUGAACAAGUUGUUCAGCCAGCCGCCCGACCCCUGGGCUUCAUCAGUGGAAAAGGUUCCAGUACCCGGUCUGUUUGAGCAGAAGGUGGCAGUCACCGCCUUUGACCAGCAGCAGCAGCCAGUGAAGGUGGUCUACUACAGCUUGUAUCCCUUUGAUGCUCGCAGCCAUGAUGAGAUCAGUAUCGCUCCUGGAGAUGUGAUCAUGGUGGAUGAAUCUCAAACAGGGGAACCUGGCUGGCUGGGAGGAGAGCUCAGGGGGCGAACUGGUUGGUUUCCUGCCAAUUAUGCUGAACGGAUACCUGACAGCGAAGCGCCAAUCAGCCUGCGUUCGUCAGCCUCAGCCACACCCACGACAGCCCAGCAGCCAAUGAGCACGCCUCCCCCAGCUCCUGGACAAAACACCUCCUCUGCGUCCUCCACCAACAGCAACUGGGCUGAUUUUAGCACCACAUGGCCCUCCAACACAGCAAGUCAGUCAGAGAGCGAAGGGUGGGACGCAUGGCCAACCUCGUCAGCAAGUCAGAACCCCUCCCUCAGCGUUCCCUCAGCACAGCUACGACAACGCUCUGCCUUCACACCUGCUACCAUGACAGCAGGCUCCUCCCCCUCUCCUGUGCUUGGACAGGGGGAGAAGGUAGAGGGUCUGCAGGCUCAGGCUUUGUAUCCAUGGAGAGCAAAGAAGGACAACCACCUCAACUUCAACAAAAACGAGAUAAUAACAGUGUUGGAGCAGCAGGACAUGUGGUGGUUAGGUGAGCUGCAGACUGGACAGAGAGGCUGGUUCCCCAAAAGUUACGUCAAGCUCAUCUCUGCCACCAUGGGGGCCCCUGUUAGUGUCGCAUCACGCAGCAAAAACACAAGUGAGUCUGGAGGAACUGACAGCCCACCCAAUGGGAAACGCCCCUCCCCCCUCCCAACAAAACCCUCAGAUUCUGGAGAAGAGUAUGUGGCCAUGUACACCUAUGAGAGCAGCGAACAAGGGGACCUCAGUUUCCAGCAAGGAGAUGUUGUUGUGGUGACCAGGAAAGAAGGGGAUUGGUGGACAGGCAUGGUUGGGGGAAAGACAGGAGUUCCUUCCAAUUAUGUCAAACCUCGAGACUCAGUCUCAGAGUCUUUGGGACCAUCAGGGAAGACAGGCAGCCUGGGAAAGAAGCCAGAGAUCGCUCAGGUGAGCCCCUACAGCGCUACAGGAGCAGAGCAGCUGACAUUAGCUCCAGGACAGCUCAUCCUCAUCAGAAAAAAGAACCCAGGGGGCUGGUGGGAGGGUGAGCUACAGGUAAAGGGGAAAAAGCGCCAAAUAGGUUGGUUUCCAGCCAACUACGUGAAGCUGCUCAGUCCGAGCACCAAGACUACGCCAACAGAGCCCACCCCUCCGAAACUGGCUCCUCCCAGCACAGGUACACUCACAUUCACACAGCCUGUGUGUCAGGUGAUCGGCAUGUACGACUGUGCCCAAAACGACGACGAGCUGGCCUUCCAGAAAGGUCAGGUGAUCACAGUGCUCAACAAGGACGACUGUGAUUGGUGGAAAGGAGAGCUCAAUGGGAGGGAGGCGUUUCCUAGCAACUACGUCAAACUUACCACAGAUACCGAUCCAAGCACGCAGUGGUGUGCUGACCUCCACCUGCUUGACAUGCUGAGUCCCAUGGAGAGGAAGAGGCAGGGAUACAUUCAUGAGCUGAUUGUCACUGAGGAGAACUACGUCAAUGACCUGCAGCUUGUCACAGAGAUCUUCCACAAGCCUCUGCUGGAGUGUGAGCUGCUGACAGAGAAGGAGGUGGCCAUGAUAUUCGUCAACUGGAAGGAGCUCAUCAUGUGCAACAUCAAACUGCUCAAGGCUCUGAGGGUGAGGAAGAAGAUGUCAGGUGAUCGGAUGCCUGUGAAGAUGAUUGGUGACAUCCUGACCAACCAGCUGCCUCACAUGCAGCCAUAUAUCAGAUUCUGUUCAUGUCAGCUGAACGGAGCCACGCUGAUUCAGCAGAAAACAGACGACAACCCUGAGAUCAAAGACUUCCUGAAGAGGUUAGCUAUGGAUCCCAGGUGUAAGGGGAUGCCUCUGUCCAGCUUCCUGCUCAAGCCCAUGCAGAGAGUCACUCGCUACCCACUCAUCAUCAAGAACAUCUUAGAAAACACUCCAGAGUCUCAUCCAGACCACAGCCACCUGAAAGCUGCUCUGGAGAAAGCUGAGGAGCUGUGCUCACAGGUGAAUGAGGGCGUCAGAGAAAAGGAGAACUCAGACCGUCUGGAGUGGAUUCAGGCUCACGUCCAGUGUGAAGGCCUGUCUGAGCAACUGGUGUUUAACUCAGUCACAAACUGUCUGGGUCCCAGGAAGUUUCUCCACAGCGGAAAGUUAUUUAAAGCCAAGAGCAGCAAGGAGCUCUACGGCUUCCUGUUCAAUGAUUUCUUGCUGCUGACACAGGUUACCAAACCUCUGGGCUCUUCAGGUUCAGACAAAGUCUUCUCCUCAAAAACACACCUGCAGUACCGCAUGUACAAAACGCCAAUUUUCCUGAACGAAGUGUUAGUGAAGCUGCCGACAGACCCGUCAGGAGAUGAACCUCUCUUCCACAUUUCUCACAUAGACAGAGUUUACACACUCAGAGCUGAGAGCAUCAAUGAAAGGACAGCUUGGGUUCAGAAAAUUAAGGCAGCUUCAGAACUCUUUAUUGAGACAGAGAAGAAGAAGAGAGAGAAGGCAUAUCUAGUACGAUCUCAGAGGGCUACAGGUAUUGGCAGACUGAUGGUCAACAUUGUGGAGGGAAUCGAGCUCAAACCCUGUCGCUCACAUGGAAAAAGUAACCCAUACUGUGAGGUAACCAUGGGUUCACAGUGCCAUAUCACUAAAACAUUACAGGACACUUUGAAUCCAAAGUGGAACUCCAAUUGUCAGUUUUUUAUAAAGGACCUGGAACAGGACGUCCUCUGUGUCACUGUGUUUGAGCGAGACCAGUUCUCACCUGACGAUUUCCUGGGCAGGACGGAGAUCCGGUUGGCUGAAAUAAAGAAGGACCAGGGCUCUAAAGGACCAAUCACAAAGCGGUUGCUGCUCCACGAGGUCCCCACGGGAGAGAUUGUGGUCAGACUGGACCUCCAGCUGUUUGAAGAACCAUAAAAUCUGGACGAGGCCAUACUGGACUGGGUUUGCCCCAAAGGACCUAAAAGAUAUGGUUUGAACAUGACAACUGGGUUGGACUUGACUGGACUGGACUGGAUCGGAUUAACUCAGUAUGGGCCAGUUUGGUUUCUUAGUGCUUUCAUGCUUUUAGAUUUAGAAUGGAUAGUGCAAUCAACAGGUAAAGCCUUAUUUUAGGCUUUAUUUUUAUGAAGUAGCUGAGUGCCCAAGCAACAGACCCCCAAAAUUACAUUUUGGUUGGAUUAUUGUUAUUUGGGAAUUUGUACCACUGUUAAGUAAGAAAUUCAGAUGCAGCUAACAGUCGAACUCGCCAUGAAAUUUGGCUAAAAUACAGUUGGGCACAUUUUCUCAGUAGACUGAAUGUUCAUAGUAACAUGCUGUCUUUCGCUCCUUUAACUGUCUUAUUUACUAUUUGGAGGAUAUGUGGAGUACGAUUAAAUCCACAUGCUAGUCAGUUAUUUAACAGCGCUGUAGUACCAACACAGACAGAAGGGGGCAGUAUGACGUAUUUCCCUUCUUUCAAACAAAGCUAUCUUGAACUACUUUCUCCAGUGGAAAUAGGGAAUUCACAGUAUAUUUUCCGUGUACAUAUCAUUUUUGAAUUAUUAAAUGCUGUGUGAACCCUCAUUUCUACAGGUUCUGAUGAAUCAAAAGUAGGCCAUAUUUGAGGCUAAAAGUGUCUUAUAAAGAAUAUGGUCUUAAAAUAUGUAGCAGUCUCUAUUUUGAUGAAAUGGAAAAUAGAAACAACGAAAACACUCUUAAACAAGCAUUUCUUAUGGUCGACUUCACUGUGCUAACAGGUUAGCUAGCUCAUGAGCAAUUAUCUUGUAGUACCAAGGAAUCAAAAUACAAAUCCUGUCUCCAUUCCAGUCCGGUCCAGUCUACAUCCCACCUCCUUCAUCAUGGCCCAGAUCAGUGUUUUAGUCCACUCUGGUCCAGUUCAAUCAUCAUUAGUCCUCUUGGAGGUCAGAGCCGGGUCUUUAGCGUUUCCUCUUCCUCUGCUUCACCAGACAGUCUCACAGACACUCCAGUGACAAUCCCAGCCCUCCUUGUUCAUCCCAACAAACCCAAAACCCUGGAUGUGUGUAAAAAAAAGUGUGUGUGUGUGUGUGUGUGUGUGUGAGGGCAAGACAGAGAGCUGGUGCGAAUGACUGUAUGUGGAUGUGUCAAGGUGGACAGGCUAAUUAAAGGUACUGUUUCCUUUAUUUUUUAUGUCAAGUCUUACAAAAGUCUCUGUCAGAGUCUUAAAGUCAAGCGUUGAGGUACUGUGCACCUAAAGGGGCUUUUGAAUCUUUGCUCUGUUUGGGCCUUCACUGCACACUUGUCACAUUAUCUCAGAGAGUGCUAAAUAUGUACAGAUGAGAAAUGCUAAUGAUGCUAAUAUGCUGAAGAUAAAGAAAGUGUUUACUCCAAUAUAUGACAAGUGUCCAGUGUAGAGAAAUUACAGACCUGUCAGGAUGCCCCUUUCAGAUGUAUCAAUAAUAAUAAAAAUGCUGAUAAUGACAUGGCUGAAACCAAGGCAACCAGGGAACAGGUGUGACAGCUAAUUUUAAUACUGUAAGAGGAAUGUCUUAUUUUAUAUGAUUUUUUGGGGAUGUUGGACACUGAUCGGGUUGUAGUUUUAGGUGAUUUUAGCCACACAUCUAACCUCUGUUGUCAUGUUGCUGCUGUGCAGAGCGGUCACCGUGGUCGUCACUAUGCAGGGAACAACAACCCUGAAAAAAUCUGAGGGUCCAAAGCUGGAUAGAGACCCUCAAACAUGCUAAGUAAUGCAUACAUGUAUUAACCAGAGACAGACUUUAGUACAUUUCCACACUCUAACCCUGAGGUAGCUCAGUGUCAAAAGCACUUUUCAAAACUACACUGUCGCUUAGAGGCGAGCAAGUCACAACUCAUCAGAUGUUUGGCCAUUUUGAAUACUCAUGGCAGGAUACUUGAUUGAACAUUUAAAACAAACAUUUUACAUUUUUAGCUGAUGUUAUUCUUGAAAUAACUUCAAUAAAUGAUCCUCUUAUUUCAGCAAUUUUCCCCUGAACCCAGGCACUUUAAUCUGAGGGAGCCAGACAGAAAUAUAUCAUGCUGUUUUUUUAAACUUAUUUUCUGCCAAGGAUUUAUCUACAGUUGGCAGCUGAGGAUAAGCAAGUAUUUCUAAUGUCUAUGGAUUAAAUCAAAAUAAACAUGCUCACUGAUGUGUGCACCUUAGACUCUGAGUGGGCGCUGGAGGUGCAGAGGUUUGAGACUGGGUUAGUGAGAUACAUUUGUGGCUUGUUUUAGCCUUUUUGAUUUGUGGACAGUAGGGAAAAUGUAGAACAUCACAAGUUAAACCGUUAAAAGUGAGAAUUUGCAUCACAAAAUAAUAAAAACUGCAGAUGGUUAUAACAAGUGUUACAUUUUCUAAAAACCCUGAGGAAAAAAGCUAAAACACUGAUUAAAGUUAGCUAUGAUUAUAGCAUUCUGAGGUCUUGACAGUAGCAGCCUCCCAUUGGUCAAAAUAUUUUAUGUUUUCAAACCAUUAAAAUAUUUGUGAUGCUGCAGUUUUUGGAUUUGUAAAGAAAGAAGAUUAUUUUUAAAAAUGCUAAAGUUCUGUUUUAGCUUUUAUAGCUGCUGUUGACUUCUGGUGCCUUUACAUUAAGGCUAGCUUUGUUAAGUUGUGCUAAACGCUGAUAUUUUGUUUACAUAUAUAUAUGUUUUCUUGCACUGCUCUUUUUUUCAGCAUAUCAUUAAUGGGAUUUCUUUCUUACAAACUCAGGAGUUACUUUGAAGGCAGCAUUGAUCUUCUUUCCACACCUGAGUAUUCAAAAUGACCACUGCAUUUAUCAGUUGGACAGAUAACGCUGCCAGUCUGGCGGCAGAAUUGCAGAUAUGCUUGCUAAUAUAAAUUGGCAGGUUAGUGAAAAAUAGUUAUUUUAAUUUGUUGCCAAGGUUACCACCACAGGGAUAACCAAUAGUUACCUUAGUGACCAGCCACUGUCCAAUAAGACGUCAGAGAGGCUCAGCCAGGUGCAGCAGCUUGACUGUGGAGGAAGGUGUGAAUGAAUGUUUGUGUCUCUCAAGACUGAAGCUGAUGAUGAAGAAGAUAAUAAUGAAUGAUAAUGAUGAAUUUGUCUUAGAUCCCCAUACUGUUUUCCAGCUCCGCCUCCACGCUGUACUGAAACUAACCUAAUCCAGUUUAAACCCGUUCUCACUGUUCCAGGUUGUGUAUAAUACUACUGCUAUCUGAGAGUUAAUAUAUGAGCGCUACUGGGGCGUUAGAGACAGCCUGCUGUUAAUUAUCACUGUAGAAGAUGAUGUACGUUGUUGUCUUUCAAUGUUCAGAAUAAAUUUCUGUUGGACCAAGA